This is a messenger RNA of Elgaria multicarinata webbii, 2061 nucleotides long. RefSeq names its product endosomal transmembrane epsin interactor 2 (gene ENTREP2). The transcript has 11 exons. Lineage: Eukaryota; Metazoa; Chordata; Lepidosauria; Squamata; Anguidae. Bases 131 to 1951 code for a protein of 606 amino acids. The record is from RefSeq and is a predicted model, not a curated record.
CCUGGCGCUCACCACCUCGGCCCGCGUGCGCCACUCCUGCCCCUUCUGGGCCGGCUUCUCGGUGCUGCUAUCAGGACUGAUCGGAGUCGUGUCAUGGAAAAGGCCCCUCUCGCUUGUGAUAACCUUUUUCAUGCUGUUGUCAGCAGUCUGCGUGAUGCUGAACUUGGCUGGUUCCAUUCUCUCCUGUCAGAACGCUCAGCUGGUAAACUCCUUGGAAGGGUGUCAACUGAUUAAAUUCGACAGCGACAGCGUCUGCGUCUGCUGCGAACUACAACACCAGACCUCUGGCUGCAGCCUCGGCGAGAUGCUGAAACUGAACCCGCUGCAGGAGUGCAACGUGGUCAGGCUGACCCUAAAGGACCUGUUGUUUAGUGUGUGCGCUCUCAAUAUCAUCUCUACUAUUGUCUGCGCUCUGGCAACCGCAAUGUGCUGCAUGCAGAUGGUCUCCUCUGAUGUUCUGCAAAUGUUCCUGCCACAGAGGUCUCAUUCAGCAAACCCAGACUGUAUGACGCCCCAUGGGACUAUCCUGCACCAGACCCUGGAUUUUGAUGAGUUCAUUCCACCAAUCCCACCUCCGCCCUACUAUCCACCUGAGUACACCUGCACUCCUGUGAUCGAAGCACAAAGAGGGCUCCAUUUGGACUUUCCUCACUCGCCCUUCAGUGCUUUAUACGAGGUGGCCAUCAACAGCCCCGGAAUGCUCUAUCCAGCUGAGUUACCGCCUCCAUAUGAAGCAGUGAUUGGACAAGCUCCAGCCAAUCAGGUCACUGCUUUGAACCAGCAAGUCGCAGAGCCCAGCCUGAGUGAGAGGAACUCCACAGCAGGCUUUGGAAACCAAGCCUUGGUCAACAGCACUUCCGAGACAGCCUCUGAAGCUGCUGAUAUCCCUGAUCAUCACACCUACUCCUCAGAGGAUCUUCGUUCCCUGGAAGUCCAGGAGUCCCUCUUUUCCGCAGACUUAUCUUUGUACAGUACAACACCCCACAACGGAGCUCCAAAUAGGAGUUGCACCAGCUUGGACUACAGUAUCCGCUGUGGGUUGCAUAGGACCCGUUCCCCGUGUUCCCCGGACAACGAAGCCAGUGGCCGCAGCCAAACCACCGUUGCCGGGCCUCACGGACAGGCGUUUGGGUUCUGCUCCCGCAGCCGCUCGUCGGACUGCUCCUCGGAGAACUUUGGCCCCUCCGAGAGAGACUCGCGGGGCUCGGCCCGAGAGUGCAAAGCCACGCCCCCGCCAAAGCCGCGGAAGAUGUGCUGCGGGGUUUUCAGCCAGCCGGUCGCGCCCCAGACUCGCCGCGCCCACUGUUCAGUGCCUGUAAACACUUUGCCCCACAGCUUCCCUGAGAGGACGGCCCAACAGCGCACAAGGAAAGGAAGGAUUUCCAAAAUCGUCCGAUCCACUAGUGACCCUUUGUCCUGCUUGUCUACCGCAGAAGUUCCUGUCUCUGGUCCUCAUAUGGCUGCCUCUGCUUGCCAGGACUCCGGAAACCAUCUCUCGCCAACUGGGAAGCCGAGGGACCCCACAAAAGCCGAACUUUCUCGGAAGCCGAAGGCCUUCCAGACCAUCUGCAAAGAGCGUCCCCACUCUUUGGUGGACCUGCAGGCCUACAAGGACACAAAGAUCCUGGUGGCCAAAUUCUUGGAACACUCGAACUGUAACCUUCCCCCGGAGGUGCGGCAUGUGGUGAACAGCAUCCGGUCGGUCAUCAAGUCUGACGAACGGCACAUGGAAGAAGCCAUCUUCAGCGCAAACGUCAUCGACCAGGUGAUUAUGAGCUCCCAACAGAAUGUGGAUACCUCACGAAAGCGGCUCCAGGAAGACCUUCACCUACAGAGCUGCGGGGCCCUGAGUUCUCCCGUUGCCUUUCUACGCAGGACCCAUAUCAGUCACAGCUUAGAGAGGGGACGUCCCCACAGUUUCAUCGGUGUCUGCCGAGAGACAAUCCUUUGACAAUGAGUCACCGUUCUGCUGAAGACUUCACCACCUACUAAAGAGACCUUGAGGAACCCGGCAACUCACGGAGGCUCACCAGCGAUGUUGGCCUUUCAGAAGGCCAAACC